This is a messenger RNA of Oryctolagus cuniculus (rabbit), 4302 nucleotides long. RefSeq names its product mitofusin 1 (gene MFN1). Gene Ontology annotation, molecular function: GTPase activity; GTP binding. Gene Ontology annotation, biological process: mitochondrion localization; mitochondrial fusion. Gene Ontology annotation, cellular component: mitochondrial outer membrane. The record is from RefSeq and is a predicted model, not a curated record. NCBI's taxonomy places the organism in Eukaryota, Metazoa, Chordata, Mammalia, Lagomorpha, Leporidae.
GGGUGACCUUCGAGCGGCCGGGGACAGGGGGCGGGGAGCCGUGAGCGGAGCGCUCUGUGACGAGACGCUGCCGCCGCCGUCCUGCUGGAAGGGAGCGAGCGAACCGGAUGGCCAGCGGGGCCGGCGGCCGGCUCAGGCCCGCGGAGCCCACGAUGCUGGAGCCCGGGGGUGGUGGUGAGGGCGGCGGGCCGGGCCGGGCCGGCGCGCGUGGGGCGGCGGCGGGGUCUGGCCCCGAACCUUGCGGGCGAGGCUCCCGCGGCCGUGUGUAUGGCGUGGAAGGCCUCUGCCCAAGGAGCAUAAUGGCAGAAACUGCAUCUCCACUGAAGCAUUUUGUGCUAGCUAAGAAGGCAAUCACUACAAUCUUCGACCAGUUACUGGAGUUUGUUACUGAAGGGUCACGUUUUGUUGAAGCAACAUAUAAGAAUCCAGAACUUGAUCGAAUAGCCGCUGAGGAUGAUCUGGUUGAAAUACAGAGUUACAAAAACAAGCUUUCCAUCAUUGGUGAGGUGCUAUCCCGGAGACACAUGAAAGUGGCAUUUUUUGGCAGGACAAGCAGUGGGAAGAGCUCCGUUAUCAAUGCAAUGCUGUGGGAUAAAGUUCUCCCUAGUGGAAUUGGACAUACAACCAACUGCUUCCUGAGUGUUGAAGGAACUGAUGGAGAUAAAGCUUAUCUUAUGACAGAAGGAUCAGAUGAAAAAAAGAGUGUGAAGACAGUAAAUCAACUGGCCCAUGCCCUUCAUAUGGACAAGGACUUGAAAGCUGGCUGUCUUGUACAUGUGUUUUGGCCAAAGGCAAAAUGUGCCCUCUUGAGAGAUGACCUGGUUUUAGUAGACAGCCCAGGCACAGAUGUCACUACAGAACUGGAUAGCUGGAUUGAUAAAUUUUGCUUAGAUGCUGAUGUCUUCGUUUUGGUUGCAAACUCUGAAUCAACACUAAUGAAUACGGAAAAACAUUUUUUUCACAAAGUGAACGAACGGCUUUCCAAACCUAAUAUUUUCAUUCUGAAUAAUCGUUGGGAUGCCUCUGCAUCAGAGCCAGAAUACAUGGAAGAUGUACGCAGGCAGCACAUGGAAAGAUGUCUUCAUUUCUUGGUGGAGGAGCUCAAAGUUGUGGAUCCAUUAGAAGCACAGAAUCGUAUCUUUUUUGUUUCAGCAAAGGAAGUUCUUAGUGCUAGAAAGCACAAGACACAGGGAAUGCCAGAAGGUGGUGGAGCACUUGCUGAAGGAUUUCAGGCAAGACUACAGGAGUUUCAGAAUUUUGAACAAAUUUUUGAGGAGUGUAUCUCGCAGUCAGCAGUGAAAACAAAGUUUGAACAGCACACUAUCAGAGCUAAACAGAUACUAGAUACUGUGAAAAACAUAUUGGAUUCAAUAAACGUGGCAGCAGCAGAGAAAAGAGUUUAUUCAAUGGAAGAGAGGGAAGAUCAAAUUGAUAGACUGGACUUUAUAAGAAACCAGAUGAAUCUUUUGACAUUGGAUGUUAAGAAAAAAAUUAAGGAGGUUACUGAGGAGGUUGCAAAUAAAGUUUCAUGUGCAAUGACAGAUGAAAUCUGUCGACUAUCUGUUUUGGUUGAUGAAUUUUGUUCUGAGUUUCAUCCUACUCCAAGUGUAUUGAAAGUAUAUAAAAGUGAGUUAAAUAAACACAUAGAAGAUGGUAUGGGAAGAAAUUUGGCUGAUCGGUGCACCAAUGAAGUGAAUGCUUCAAUGCUUCAAUCCCAGCAAGAAAUUAUUGAAAAUUUGAAACCUUUGCUUCCAGCUGGUAUACAGAGUAAACUACAUACACUGAUCCCAUGCAAGAAAUUUGAUCUCAGCUAUGACCUGAAUUGCCACAAGUUAUGUUCCGAUUUUCAAGAGGAUAUUGUAUUUCGUUUUUCUCUGGGCUGGGCUUCCCUUGUACAUCGAUUCUUGGGCCCUACAAACGCUCAGAGGGUGCUCCUAGGAUUAUCAGAGCCUAUCUUUCAGCUUCCUAGAUCUUUGGCUUCUACUCCCACUGCUCCUGCCAAUCCAGGAAUGCCAGAUAAUGCAUCACAGGAAGAACUCAUGGUUACCUUAAUAACAGGAUUAGCUUCUCUAACAUCCAGAACUUCUAUGGGCAUUAUUGUUGUUGGAGGAGUGAUUUGGAAAACUAUAGGCUGGAAACUCGUAUCUAUUUCAUUAAGUAUGUAUGGAGCUUUGUAUCUUUAUGAAAGGCUGACCUGGACAACCCGUGCCAAGGAGAGAGCCUUUAAACAGCAGUUUGUGAACUACGCAACUGAAAAACUGCAGAUGAUUGUUAGCUUCACGAGUGCAAACUGCAGCCACCAGGUGCAACAAGAAAUGGCUACCACUUUUGCUCGCCUGUGCCAACAAGUUGAUAUCACUCAAAGACAUCUGGAAGAAGAAAUUGCUAGGUUAUCCAAAGAAAUAGAUCAGCUGGAGAAAAUACAAAACAAUUCAAAGCUUUUAAGAAAUAAAGCUGUUCAACUUGAAAAUGAGCUGGAGAAUUUUACUAAGCAGUUUCUGCAUUCAAGCAAUGAAGAAAAAUCUUAACAGAGAUUGCUUUGGUGUGACCAUCAUAGGAAAUGGAACUUGGAAGAGUGGGACAGUUAUUUUUAUGAAAUAAUUGUAAACAUGAAUUAUACUAAUUGUACCUAAAUAGCAAAUCCCUGCUAGGUUCUGAUAAUGAUCUAUUUAGGGUAUUUGCAUUUCUGAAGAGUGUUGGGACAAGUCUUCAGUUUUAAUUUGGGUAUAGAAAAGGCUAAAUCAUUUUUGUUAAAAUAAUAAACCUUUUAAGAUCAACAGAACCACCUGUGUGACCCCUGAGGGGUGGGGCCUUGAGCUCUCAAUUAGGGCUUGCUUUGUUUUUGGUUCUGAAAAACUCUGCUUCCUGGCAUCCAGGAGUUAGAGUAUGACCCUUUCAGCUUUCUCAAAACUGGUUUUUGAUGCUGUCUUUAAUGGAAAUAGUCACUUUCUUGUUUUGUUUUAUAAACUGCAUUGCUCUGUGAAGGAGUGUGGGAUGUUCUUGAUUGUAUCAUUUUUGCAAGUUACAAUCCCUUCUGUUUUGGCAGGUAUGUAAACCACUAAUAAAUGCUGUUUUUAUUCCCUUUAAGCCUGGUGUAAAACAGUAUAAAGGUUCAUUAUUAUAGUCACUUAUAAAAAUAUUUGUAUCUAAAUAAUUUUUGACCUGUUUUUGAAGAAAUAUUCUCAGUUUUGCUCCAGUUACGCUUCCUGUAAGGAGAGCUUUUCUAUCUCAGAUUUAGGAGUGAAGUCUGAAAUGAUAGAAAUAGCCAAAGAUACAGGAGGUCUGAGUUUUGGAUAACAACAGUGAUGGUUAAAAGUUAUUCUUCAGCAGGCAUUUGCUGAAUUGUACUCCAUUUUAGGUCUUUAAUUGUAUGAAUUUAUCAGGGCUCCAUUAAAUUGUUACUGUAUUUUUUACCUCAAUGAAAAGUUUGUGAGUUCAAGUAUCCUAUUUGCUUCUGUAUUAAAAUAUAUUGAACUUGAAUGGAAAUACUGAAAAAAAAAAAAAAAAAAGACAUUCUAGCCCCUUGUUGCACAAAAUACAGGACCACCAGAUCAGCAUCACCCAGACACUUGUUAGAAAUGCAUAGUACAUUGGCUGGCGCUGAUCUCACUAAGCUAAUCCUCCCCUUGUGGCGCCGGCACACCGGGUUCUAGUCCCGGUCGGGGCACCGGUUCUGUCCGGUUGCCCUCUUCCAGGCCAGCUCUCUGCUGUGGCCUGGGAAGGUAGUGGAGGAUAGCCCAAGUCCUUGGGCCCUGCACCCGCAUGGAUGACCAGGAGGAAGCACCUGACUCCUGGCUUCAGAUUGGCACAGUGCGCUGGCUGUAACAGUCAUCUGAGAGGUGAACCAAUGGAAGGAAGACCUUUCUCUAACUCUGUCAAAAAAAAAAUUUAAAAAAAAAAAAUGCAUAGUACAUUUGGCCAAGUACAGUUUAUGCUUCCUUGUUAUGGGAGGAUAAAAUUUCAGGCUUUUAAAGAUACUCAAUACUUCCUUUUCUGUGCCUUUUAAGGUUCUUGGAUGCUAGUUAAGUCUUUUUAGAACAGGUGCAACUUUUAUUUUUAAAGAUAUUUUAAGGAGAAAAUAACUUAGGCCACAAAAGUCUUUCAAAAAUAACUGUUUUUAUGCAAAUCAUAUUAGGAAGCAGUAUACAAAUUCAACUACAACUGGUUAUUUUUAGCUUUUUUUUGCUCAUAUAGGUCACCAACAAGUGAGAUUAGAUGACAACGGCAACAUGAAAAACAAUGUCUAAGACUGGGAAUUACUAAUUUACGUUACAAAUUCAAGACCUUAACCUCUUUACAAAU